AAGAGAUAUCCUGUAUGGGGUUCACGUUUGAGCUUCAAGUGGGGAAAAGGGCCCGACAAAUGCCGAGUGCGCAAUUCAAAUUCUCGUAUACUAACAAAAAGUGCAACAUAAGAAGCAAUUUGAACAUCAAUUUCCCAGACUAGACCGUUGCCAACGGAAAUCGAAGCGUCAUUACCUGAAAACACCCCAACUUCAAUUAUUGCAAGCAGAUUAACAGCAGCACACACGUUCACAAGAAAAAGGAAGAAAGAACGAACUGUAUUCAUUUUGAGUGAAAAUCUUGAAUCUUUUUUCAGUUGUCAAGACAUGUGAGAGAAAAGGAGAAAAGGGUUGUCUUCUGGGAGGAAAUUGGAGCGGAGAAUACUAAGAAACAGAGGAAAGGAAGGGUCAUUUUGUGAAGCUGAAAUCAAUGGCGUUUUCACCUGAGAAAGAGAACCAAAACUCGUUGUGGUUCAAGAACAAGAAAGCUUUGAACAAUGUUCUCUUCACAAUGCGCCUCCACUCUUCAACUCCUAAACAAAAGCAGCCUAUGAAUCAAACAGAAAGAAUAGCUCUAUCUGUUGUUGCCUCGCAGCCCACUAGCAAAAUCCAAGAUUUCACUCUCACAAAUCUUGUUUCCGACAAAACUUCACUUCUUUCAGAUGAAAUCUUGCUCAAGAUUAUGUCGAAACUCCCAAAACCUCAGAGGAAUGCCAAUUUUCUUGUUUCCAAACGUUGGCUCAAUCUGCAAGGCAGGCUUGUGAGGUCCAUAAGGGUUCUUGAUUGGGAUUUUCUGAUUUCGGGUAGAUUGUUUCUGAGGUUUCCUAAUCUGGUUCAUGUUGAUUUGGUUAAUGGGUGCUUGGUUUUCCCCCGGAAUUCAGGUAUCUCUUGCAUUAACAAGAUUGUCUCUUUUCAUGUUGGCUCUGAGGUUGAGUCUAAAGACUGGUUUUUUAAUGAGAACUUUGUGUUGAAUGCUGAUGAAAUUGACAAGGGUUUGAGGGUUUUAGCUGGUGGGUAUCCGAAUUUGAGGAAGUUAGUGGUGAUCAAUGCUAGUGAAAUGGGGCUUCUGAGUGUGGCUGACGAGUGCCCCACAUUGCAAGAACUGGAGCUGCAUAUGUGCAAUGAUGAGGUCUUGAGAGGAAUUGCAGCCUGCCAGAAUUUACAGAUUUUGAAGUUGAGUGGGAUUGUUGAUGGAGUUUAUGGCUCUUUGGUUUCGGAUGUUGGAUUGACUAUUUUAGCUCAGGGAUGUAAGAGAUUAGUGAAACUUGAAUUGAAUGGAUGUAAAGGGAGUUACGAGGGGAUUAAGGCUAUAGGCCAGUGCUGUCAAAUGCUUGAGGAGUUAACCCUUUGCAACCACAAAAUGGAGGACGGUUGGUUGUUGGCUCUUUCUUACUGUCAAAACUUGAAGACGUUAAGGUUUUCGUCGUGUAAGAGAAUCGAUGGAACUUCUCUGCUGGAUAAGGAGUUGGGAUCUUGUCCGGCUGUCGAAAGCUUACAUUUGGAGAAGUGUCAGUUGAGGGAUAAAAGGAGUUUUUGUGCAUUGUUUCAAGUCUGCCGAAAUGUGAGGGAGUUAGUUCUGCACAAUUGCUGGGGUCUUACUGAUGAUGUGUUCGGCACUGCAAGUGUUCUCAGGAGAGUAAGGUCUCUUUCUUUAGAAGGGUGCUCAUUGCUGACAACACACGGCCUGGAGUCCGUACUUAUUUCCUGCAACAAGCUUCAGAGCCUCAGAGUGAAAUCGUGCAACAACAUAAACGAAGAUGAAAUCGGUCCUGCACUAUCUACUGUGUUUUCAGCUCUUAAAGACUUGAAAUGGGAGCCGGAUAGAAAAUCUCGUCUCUCAGCCACUCUUGCAGGAACCGGCAUGGGAAAGAGAGGCAGUAAGUUCUUAAAGAGGACGUGCGACUGGAAAUCUUUGCCAGGCUCUUAGAACUUCAGGUUGUUGAAACGAUAAGGUUUCUUGAUCGACCAUAUGAGAUUUCUUCCGAAGCUGAUGGAGGAGGUUUCUGAUCCUCAUUUACAUAAUAAUGAUAAAUGUUUGAAGCUAUUUAGGUUUCUUCAUAAGAUAGAGCAAUAGUUCAUUGAUCUUUGACUUGUACUGCUUGUUACACAUAGUGUUGUAAGAACAGAGUUUCAUCCGAAGUUCAAAGUUCCGCCACUCUCAAAAUUUCACGGGAAAUUAGUUUGUUUAGACCUGAAUCAGUUAUAUGGUAAGAACAAUACAUAUAAUUGGAGUAUCAUAUGACAAGUUCAUGACACUUG
This is a messenger RNA of Sesamum indicum (sesame), 2238 nucleotides long. Its product is annotated as F-box protein At5g51370. Gene Ontology annotation, biological process: SCF-dependent proteasomal ubiquitin-dependent protein catabolic process. Lineage: Eukaryota; Viridiplantae; Streptophyta; Magnoliopsida; Lamiales; Pedaliaceae. Gene Ontology annotation, cellular component: SCF ubiquitin ligase complex. The record is from RefSeq and is a predicted model, not a curated record. Gene Ontology annotation, molecular function: protein binding.